Glarea lozoyensis ATCC 20868 is the source of this 678-nucleotide messenger RNA. RefSeq lists its product as uncharacterized. The coding region runs from base 1 to 678 and encodes 225 amino acids. Lineage: Eukaryota; Fungi; Ascomycota; Leotiomycetes; Helotiales; Helotiaceae. The transcript is spliced from 3 exons. The record is from RefSeq and is a predicted model, not a curated record.
AUGGCGCGCGAUAACAUACUCUUGACCUACGUGGUGGUGGAUGUCUUGUUCGUGGUUACUGGGGCUCUGUUGAUCAUCUUUUCAAUCAAUACCCAGAUCGAAAUCGCGAAGCCAUUUACCAAGGACAAUGUCGUGAAGGAUUUGCUAUUGGGGAUGUGCCCAUUAAAUGCUGCUGUAGGAAAUGCGGUUCUCGUCUUCGUAACCUUCCUUCUCUCCAUCCCAGCGAUAGUCAUGCCAACAACCCGAACAUGGCUUAAGAUUCAUGGAUACAUGACCGUAGUCUGCGCGAUAUUCACAUUGGUUCUCGGUUUGGAUAUAUGGUUCGAGACAUUGAAGACGAGAUCAAACCUUGCAGUCAUCUGGAGUGCGCAACCAGCAGACACCCAGAGUUUGAUCCAACAAGUUCUCGGCUGCUGCGGCUACAUGAACUCCACUUCUCCGCCAUUCGUCAAGGACGCAACCUGCCCCAAUGCCCUCGUCGCUGCCGCUCAGCUCGGUUGCGUAACCCCUUUCUCGGGAGAAGCCAAUAACUUUCUGGACCUCGUUUUCACCGGUGCUUUUGGUAUCGUGGGUAUCGACGCUGUACUUGUAAUUCUUACUGCAAUUGUGCUUAAGGACCGCAAGGAGAAGGAAAGAUAUAGGUUCAUUGAUGAGAAGAACGGAGCUGGAGCUUUUUAA